This is a messenger RNA of Amaranthus tricolor (Joseph's coat), 826 nucleotides long. RefSeq names its product DNA-directed RNA polymerases II, IV and V subunit 11-like. Lineage: Eukaryota; Viridiplantae; Streptophyta; Magnoliopsida; Caryophyllales; Amaranthaceae. Gene Ontology annotation, molecular function: DNA binding; protein dimerization activity. The coding region runs from base 138 to 488 and encodes 116 amino acids. The record is from RefSeq and is a predicted model, not a curated record. The transcript has 5 exons. Gene Ontology annotation, cellular component: RNA polymerase II, core complex. Gene Ontology annotation, biological process: transcription by RNA polymerase II.
UAGGAGAAGAUUAAAAAAAAAAAAAAAAAUCAAACGGACAAUUGCUUGGAGGAAGCAAAAGUGUUUAAACCCUCAGUCGGACAUAGAAACAGAAAGAGCAAAGUAGAACUUCUCAGUUUGAUACAAGCGAGAGAAAGAUGAAUGCUCCUGACCGUUACGAGAGAUUUGUUGUCCCUGAAGGCGUCAAAAAGGUUUCGUACGAGAGAGAUACUAAAAUCAUAAAUGCAGCUUCUUUUACAAUUGAGAGAGAAGACCACACCAUUGGCAACAUCCUCCGCAUGCAAUUGCACAGAGACCCCAAUGUGCUUUUUGUUGGAUACAAGCUUCCUCACCCUCUUCAGUACAAAAUUCUUGUCAGGAUUCAUACUACAAGCCAGUCUUCACCAACACAAGCAUACAAUCAAGCUAUUAGUGACCUUGACAAGGAACUGGAUUGUUUGAAAAGUGCCUUUGAGGCUGAGGUGACUAGGUCUUCUGGUGAAUACUGAUACAACAAGCUAUUAAGACUGCGCUGUUUGAUAAAUUAAUGGAUACCAAGGAAGGAGUAGCCUACUGAUUUGUAUCUAAUUUAAGUGUGUAAUUUUUGGCUGUAUGUUGAAUUUGUGGUCUGUGGAUGCUAGUAUGCCAAUGAAAGUUUUAACUGUUAAUUAACUUUGUGUAUUUAGAGCCCACUUUUAGGUGCAAAUAUGAUUUACCAAUGAAGGUUUUGUUUUCCAGAACCAUAGGUUGAUCUAAUAGUUACUAACUUUUUAUCCCACUCUUGUAAUAGAGGUUUGAUUUUCAUCACUUACUGAAUUUUUUUCCGGGUCUUAUUUAUUUUAUGCCA